Coccinella septempunctata (seven-spotted ladybird) is the source of this 1098-nucleotide messenger RNA. RefSeq lists its product as uncharacterized. Lineage: Eukaryota; Metazoa; Arthropoda; Insecta; Coleoptera; Coccinellidae. The transcript has a single exon. The record is from RefSeq and is a predicted model, not a curated record. The coding region runs from base 1 to 1098 and encodes 365 amino acids.
AUGUCUCGUGCGGAACUCGAAAAUAUUAAGGCCAGCUGUUUUCCCCAUUUUACACAACAAGAAGAACAAAAUGACCAAAACGAGCAAGAUGACCAGAACGAACAAGUGACAAGAAGAUCAUCCACCAGAAUUCGACGAAGCGGUUUAUUCAUCAGAAGUGAUGAAAAUAACGCCAUCGAAGAACAAUUUCUUACCAACCUCUUGAAGUAUUCGUGCAUCGCACCCGGGAAGAGACCUAAAAUUCCCCGACUACAGCACUCGAAACAUGUUCUUGACACCGUCAAAACUAUGAAUCUCGUACUCUCAACACAUUUGGACAAUGUUGAGAGUUUGACAAAAAUGGUCGAUGUUGUGUAUGCGGCAGCAGUUACUGUAUGUGAGAACCAUGGAGAAAAUCCUAAAGAACCACAUAAAUACCAUCGGCCUACGGAACCUCCAUGGAAGGUCCGCCUGGAAAGUAGAAUAGUCUUCAUGAGGAAAAAAAUAGGUGUUAUGCAUACAUACCUUAGUUCACCUAGUCCAUCUAACAAAACCAUAAAGGCGGUCAGGAAACUGGCUUCAGAAUACCGCGUGAAGCGAAGGGAUCCUGAGUUUAAGGACAAAAUUAAUAUCAUUUGUGACAGCCUGAAACAAAAAAUAAAAGCGUUAGGUAACCGUAUACGACGUUAUAACGAAAGAACUAAGAGAUACAAAAACAACAGGCUCUUUUUUCAUAACCCGAAACAAUUCUUUCGAAAUCUUGGAGAGGGCGAAGUGAUGGACAACAACCACCUCAACCAUCAGGAGGCGCACAAAUUCUGGAGUGAUGUGUGGUCUGGAAGCGUGGCUCAUGACAAUGGAGCCUACUGGAUUGAUGAAGCUCAAUCGCAAAUACCAAAAACUCAGAUGGAUAGCUUAGUCGUAACUGAGUCAGACAUAGUUGAAGCCCUGAAGCGGUCUAACAAUUGGGCAUCACCAGGAGCGGAUGGAUUGCAUAAUUACUGGUGGAAACAGUUUACGUGUGUUCAUAAAAAGCUAGCAUUCAUGUUCCAGGAAGCACUAUCCGACCCCUCGAGAGACACCCAUUCUGUUCUCUGGCUAGUAUUUUGUGCCUACUGA